Messenger RNA from Solanum stenotomum, 1032 nucleotides. RefSeq lists its product as uncharacterized. Lineage: Eukaryota; Viridiplantae; Streptophyta; Magnoliopsida; Solanales; Solanaceae. The record is from RefSeq and is a predicted model, not a curated record. The coding region runs from base 1 to 1032 and encodes 343 amino acids. The transcript is spliced from 2 exons.
AUGGCUACAAAUCUCGAUCAGGAAAAUGCACCACCAGUUCAAGUUCAGGAUCUGCCAGUUCUAUCCACCAAUGCUUUCUACAUGCAUCCAUCUGAGAAUGCUGGAUCUUCGAUCGUUCCAGUUCUCUUUGAUGGAUCAGGUUAUCGCUCUUGGAGACGAGGAAUUCUCAGAGCAUUAUCAGUGAAGAAUAAGACAGAAUUUAUCAAUGGAAAAAUCAUGAAACCAGAUCCAGAUUCAGGCAAUUUCGCCCACUUGCAAUAUGUUAACAAUGCAAAGGAGUUGUGGGAUGAGUUAACCGAUAGGUACGAUCAAACAAAUGGAGCAAAGUUGCAUCAAUUGCAACGCGAAAUAGCGGAAUUAACUCAGGAGAACCUUGAUGUUACUGGUUAUUAUACCAAAAUGAGGAGACUAUGGGAGGAGCUUACUACUUUGGACACUAGUUGCCAAUGCAGAUGUUCAUGUACUUGUGAUGGAAAAACAAAGAUGUACAAAGCUGAGCAGGAUAGACAACUCAUUCACUUCCUCAUGGGGUUGAAUGAAGUAUACACAAUCAUUCGAGGCAGCAUCCUGAUGAUGAAUCCCUUACCUACCAUGGCCCAAGCUUUCUCCAUCUUAGUACAAGAGGAAAAGCAGAGGGAAGUCAAACCUCAUGGUAAGUUCAACCUGGAAUCCACCUCCUUACAUGUGAAUGCUGCUAGUACUAGUACAAAUUUUAAGACAAAUUAUGCUCCAUCUAAAAGCAAUUGGGGAAGUAACAGUGGUAGCAACAGUGGAGGAAAUUGGGGGAAUAACAGUGGAGGAAGCAGGCCUCCAAAUAAGUCUCAUUUGUUCUGUGAUUACUGUAAGAAGUCUAGGCAUAUAAGAGAAAAAUGCUUCAGACUCCAUGGUUUUCCUGAAGAUUUUAAGUUCACGAAAGGUAAGAAUGUUGUAGGAACAACAGCUGCUGCACACAAAGGAAAAUGUCAUGAAGGAAGUGAAGAUAGAUAUCAUGAGAAGAAAACUCUAGUUUUAACUAAGCAACAUCUUGAGUAG